This is a messenger RNA of Meleagris gallopavo (turkey), 3232 nucleotides long. Lineage: Eukaryota; Metazoa; Chordata; Aves; Galliformes; Phasianidae. The record is from RefSeq and is a predicted model, not a curated record.
UGAGCGGCGGCCGCAGGGCUUCGCCGCCGGCGGGAUGCUUCCCGUGCCCGGAGCUCGCUUCGUCCAGCUACGGACGUGGGUGUCUCGGAGCUCGGAAUGCGUGUCGCUACGUCGUCUCUAACGCCCGCCUCUCCCUUCUCUUUGCAGGCCAUGAUAAAACCCGACCGCACCGCUCCGAGAGGGUGAAGCGCAGGGUUACAAAAUGCCCAGGCAGGCGGCCGUGCCCGUGGCUCUGGCGGCCUUGCUGGGUAUCGGCGGGGGGCUGGUUCUGUGGAAGGCCGCCCAGCGCCGGAGGAGCAGAGCGCGCUGCGGGAGCCUGCGGGAGGAGGCGGCGGGGGAGCGGCCGGAGGGGAAAGAGAGCGAAGCGGGGGGUAGGGAAGCGCUGCCGCUCUUCGCGUCCCCCACCCUUUCCUGUGUGGAGAGGAGCCUCGGCGCAGAUAUAGUGAUCGUGUCGGAGCGGCAGGAGUGGGACCGGGUGGAGCCUUUGCUGAAGAAGGAGCUGGAGAAGUGGCCGGUGCUUGGAAUGGACUGCGAGUGGGUAUCCGUAGAGGGAAAAGCAAAUCCCGUAUCCCUCCUACAGAUGGCUUCUUCCAGUGGCCUUUGCAUUCUUGUUCGGUUGCCCAGGCUUGUUGCCAGCGGACAGCCUGUCCCAAAGACCCUCCUGGACAUCAUGGCAGAUGAUGCUGUGUUGAAAGUAGGAGUAGGAUGCUGGGAAGAUGCUUGCAAGUUACUUCAGGAUUAUAGUCUUCCAGUCAAAGGGAGUGUGGACCUCCGGUAUUUAGCCAUGAGGCAGCGGAAGGAUCUACUUCACAACUGCCUUAGCCUUAAGUCUUUAGCUGAAAAAGUCCUGAACUGCCCGCUUGACAAGUCUCCUCAUAUGCGUUGCAGCAACUGGGAGGCAGAAGAACUGACACAAGAUCAGGUUCUCUAUGCUGCUAGAGAUGCCCAGGUCUCAGUGGCUCUGUUCCUCCAUUUGUUGGGAUUUGCCUGUCUCCCUGCUACAUCUAAAGGUGAAAACUUUGUUUCUGUUUGGGAAAAAGUAUUGAGUAAAUGCCAAGGCUUGGUGGAUAUCCCAUUUAAAGGAAGAAAAAGUGGCAGCACAGGAGAGGACAAGAGUGGAGAGGCACGUUCUCCUCAGAAGGGAAAGAAUCGGAAAUCUUUGGUGAAUGUCCAUUCCUCUGGCAGUCAGCAAGUGAGAGAUCCUCGGAGGCAGAAGCGAAAGCCUCUGGGUGUGGGAUAUUCUGCAAGAAAAUCUCCACUGUAUGACAACUGCUUCCUCCAUGCGCCAGAUGGACAGCCCUUGUGCACCUGUGAUCGCAAGAAAGCUCAGUGGUAUCUGGACAAGGGGAUUGGAGACCUAGUUAGCACAGACCCAUUUGUUGUGAAGCUGCGGUUUGAGCCUUCAGGACGUCCCGAGUCUGAAGUUGAUUAUUAUCUGAUGGUUAAAGAAAACCUGUGUGUUGUAUGUGGCAAACGGGAGUCCUAUAUUCGAAAGAACAUUGUUCCUCAUGAGUAUCGAAGGCACUUCCCCAUUCAGAUGAAGGACCAUAACUCCCAUGACGUGCUCCUACUCUGCACCUCCUGCCAUGCCAUCUCCAAUUACUACGACAACCAUCUCAAGCAGCAGCUGGCUGAGGAGUUUGGUGCUCCUAUUGGCUCUGAGGAAGGAGUACGUCUGCUGGAGGACCCUCUGCGCAGGCAGGUGCGCUCCGGGGCCCGAGCUCUGCUGAAUGCAGACAGCCUGCCAGACCCUCGAAAGGCAGAACUCCUGCAAGGCAUCAAGGACUUCUUUAACGUAGAAGCUGUGACCCCAGAGAUGCUCCAGGAAGCAGCUGGUCUAGAAACCAGGAUCUGCAAUGAGAGCUACAUGCCACAUGGACUGAAGGUGGUACAGUGUUGUGCUAAAGGAGGCCUGCGCUCCCUUAUGCAGUUGGAGAGACGCUGGCGGCAGCAUUUCUUGGACAGCAUGCAGCCCAAACAUCUCCCAGAGCAGUGGUCAGUGGACCACAACCACACAAAGCUGAUCCGAAAGUAUGGGGAGGAUCUUCAGGUCGAGCUGUCAUGAAACUAAUUUCCUGGACUUAUAAUAGUGUCUAAUGGACGUAUGUAACUGAAAGUGGAAAGACUAUUUUCAUUUCUGUUUCUCCACUAACAUCAGAGCCUGGCUUUGUGAACAGGCAGCAGUGAGUUGACAUUUUACAAAGAGUUAAGCUGCUGACUUGAAUUUUAUCAGGUGGUUUGGAAUUUUUAAUCCUAGACUGUCACUGGAUAGUUCAGUGCAGGAAUUAUAUGCUAAGGGAAUUUUUCUGCUCUAAUUGAUUAUUGGGAGUUAUUUUCUAUCCCUGGGAUGUCUGGUGCCUCCAGACCCUCUCUUUUAACAUAGAGCACAAUAUGUGAACAUUUCCAGGUUUUCGAGAGAUAGAUGUGCACCUUGGCUGCACCACCAGCAUCUCCUGAUAAUAAAUCUUUCUUUGCUUUCAGUGUAGUUGUACUCAAAUGAGUUCUUCCUGGAGAAGAUGCCCCACUAGAGAGAGAUUCCUUGUUUGGAAGUAGUGAAGAAACCUUACUGUUUUGUUUUGCUUUGUUUGUUUCAGAUUCUGCAAAGUUUUUGCAGCACUGCAAUAGGCCUCAGUGAGUUUCCUGUUGCCUGAGGAGAAGUGAUACUGUUUGAUUCUGGCAGCGUGGAAGCAUCUAUGUUGAGUCUUUUUUUUUUUUUAAAAAAAAAAACAGCUUCCAGCAGCACGGAGUCUGUAAAAAGUGUUUUUUCCCCAAUUCCACUUGCUUACUGUGAGUAGCUCUUGGCAGGUACCGUUUCACAUUAGAGUGAAACUCAACCAGGUGUCUUAAAAGGAAUAAGAAAUAAACUUUAUUUAAAGACCAGCUUUCUUUGUUUUUUAAGAAGUCAGAUUAUGUGUGGCAGGAAACUAGAAAAUCAAGUGUUUUCUUCUUGGAUUUGAUUUGUGGUGAUGAUCAGAUCGUACUCUCCAUGCCUGUUUCCCUGUCUCUAAAAUGAGACUAAUAGUACUUACCUAUCUCACAAGGUGUUGUGAGGAUUGAUUAAUCAAGGUUUUUGUAAAAUUCUUUGAAAACUUAAGGUAGUGUGUUCUAAUUACUAUUGUUGUUAUUAAAAAUGUGCUCCUGUCUUGACUUUCUUAAAUAUUUGUGAUUUUUGCCUGAGGUUAGACCAUAGUUAAAAUACAACUUUAUAAAAAUAAAUACUCUUUUCUUUGAA